Coccidioides immitis RS is the source of this 4619-nucleotide messenger RNA. RefSeq names its product RNA binding effector protein. Gene Ontology annotation, cellular component: nucleus; cytoplasm. The transcript is spliced from 4 exons. Bases 449 to 4372 code for a protein of 1307 amino acids. Lineage: Eukaryota; Fungi; Ascomycota; Eurotiomycetes; Onygenales; Onygenaceae. The record is from RefSeq and is a predicted model, not a curated record. Gene Ontology annotation, molecular function: mRNA binding. Gene Ontology annotation, biological process: nuclear division.
AAAAAAGGUACAUUCCCACGACAUUCUGACGCUCCAAUUGCAUCAGUCCUCAUUUCGAUUCCCUAUUUUUCUAUUCUUCUUCUUAUUUGUUUGCAAUUUACUCCUUUUUAUUUUCCUUCUUCUUUUCAUUGUAAUGGACUAACUGGCCAGAACCCCUUCGAUUCUUCAUCCGAUUCCUUCGACAAUCAAUAGACACUGACUGCAUUUUACACUGCUAAAUAGGAUACUAACGAUUCGAUCGUAUAGCUUACAUUAACUAUAUCCGAGGCUUUAUAACCCAAUUCGCCUCUUACCUCCUAUUUUGCUGCUGUCCAAUUGUGCCUGUCGGCAGUUCUUGACUUCGCCUCCCGUCCCCCUUCGCAUCCGUUGCGGCACCUCACUCCAUUACCUCUCCCAAUUAGCCUCUCCGCCUUAUAUCCCUUAAGUUGGACGUAGGACCAUAUUCAGAAUGGCCUCUGAGCAGCCUGGAUUAAUUGUGAACGGCGGUACUGCCGCCGCAGCCUCCAAAUCGCCCGCUGAGCUGCUCCAGGAAAAACACGCACGUGAUGAAGCCCAUCAACCCACAAUCGAAGAGGUACGGGACGAAGAGGAUAUGCUUCACCCACCCCCGUCUUCAGCGACGGCUGAACCAGCGCCAGCCAGAUGGAAAGACACGGCAGCCAAAGAUGAAGCUGCAAACUCGGUGCCGAAGUCCAAGGUAGUGCCCUUCGACGUGAAAUGCGAAGAGCUUUUUCCGGCCUUAGGGAGUGGGUCCAAAUCGCGAGUGCCUGCAGCAAUGCCAAUGGCAUGGGAUGGUCGCAAAGCAGCUGCUCCAUCCGCCGGUUUGGCUAAUGGGGGAUCACGGAGUAGCGUUCCGUCCCGUACAUCAACUCCAACUUCCGGAGUUGCAGCUCCACUUGGAGGCCCAAGAUUAGCAAUGCCCGGCAAGCACGUUGAGCAGAUACGCUUUGCACCUUCUCAAAUGCUGCCGCGAAACAAGCUAAGCAAGCCCCUCGCUGAUAUCGUCAGAGAUAUCAGUAGAAAGUCUAAGGCCAGGUUGGACGUUCGUGAGGGGCCAGGUGGCUCCUAUAUCUUUGAAGGCACGGGCACAGUGGAUGCUGUUCGGCAAGCCUUGAAAGAGGUCGCUCAGCAGGUCGGCUCAAAGCAAUCCGUUCGCAUCCCGGUUCCAGCGUCCGCACGCCCACAUAUCAUUGGCCGCCAGGGAACUGUAGUACAGGGAAUCCACGACCGAACUGGCGCACGAAUCCAGGUACCCAAACCGGAUGAUUCAACUCUGCAAGAUGAGGAUGACGACAGUAAUACUAUUGAUGUCUUGAUCGAAGGUGAUGCUGUCGCAGCUGAGAUGGCAAGACGUGAAAUUGAAGCUAUCGUGAAGGAAAGAACAUCAAGCAUAAACCUUAAACUGAAAAACAUCCCACCUGAGCUGUUCCCAUUCAUUGCGGGAGCACACAAUUCCCAUCUGAAUGAUCUCGAGGAGCGUACAAAGACCCAGGUUCGAGUUCCUCGCUAUGAUACCUGGUCAAAGAGACCACCGCCCCAGGAAGCUCCAGUUGGCCAGAUUCAAUUCACCGCUGAUCCAGAUCGGCAUAUUCAUGUCUUCGGCGAUCGCAUGGGUGCGCAGGAGGCUCGUGCUGAGAUCGAGAGGCGUGCACUGGAACUUGAGCGCCAAAUUGGCUUGCGCCACCUAGCUAUCAACCGCGGACAACAUCAGUUCAUCAUCGGAGACAAAGGACACUCUUUGCACGACUUUUUGGCCGAAACAGGCUGCUCGGUCAUCCUGCCCCCACCUUCUGAUGCGACGGAGUUUCUGACAGUCAUCGGUCCUCCUGACAAGAUCGAAACCGGAAUCAACCGAGUCAUGGAUCUUGCCACGAGCAUGCAAAUGGCUAGCAUCGAUAUCUCACGUCAACAUCUUAAUGCCCCAUCUGGGCCACAUGCUUAUGCCCAGGCACUCACAAUGUAUCUGCAACAGCGCCAAAUAGUCAGGGAUCUUGAAAGGAUGCACAAUGCUCACAUUGUCCUGCCGCUAUUGACGUCGAGUGGACCCGUUGUCUGGGAAGUUUAUUCCAGAGACGGAAGAAACACCAUUCUCGCGCGGUCUGAUAUCUUGAAUCUAGUGCAGGCUCACCCUCCCUCAAAGCUUGCCACUUUAUCCGUGGACCCUUACUAUCAUGACUUCCUUCGUUCUCGAAGUGCACCAGUGCUGAAGGAGAAGUACGGGGUUUAUUUGGUUGUCCCAAAUAACUCGGAAACUUCAGACAUUUUGCUGGUCUGCGAGGGACCCGAUCAAACUGAGGUGCCAAGGCAACGCCCAUCAACAGAAGAAAUCGCAGCUUUUCAGCGAGCUCUAAAUGAGGCUCAGACGUAUCUUCUCUCGUCUCUAGGAGACCAGAGUAAUAUCGUAUCUAAAUCAGUUCCAGUUCCUUCAAAGUAUCAUGACAAGUUACGAAAGUUUGUUGCACGUGAAGAAAGCGCUAAAGGAGAGGAUCAUAUUCCAGUGCGCAUGUUAGUGGCUGACCAGCAGGCUUCACUUCGCGGGCGAUCAAGAGAUGUUCAAGACCUAGUACCCAAGAUUAUUGCAUUUGUUCAAGAGCAGGAGCAAGAUGAAAAGGAACGAGAUAACAAGAUAUCAUUUGAAUUCCCACAGAAAUUUGCCAAUGUCCUUAUCGGGAGAAAAGGAGAGAAUAUUAACAAGCUCCGGGAUGAAUUUGAUGUUGAUAUCAAGGUUGAAAAUGGCAAAGUUGAGGUCAAAGGACCGCCAACCAAGGCAAAUGCGGCGAAAGCUCGAAUUAUUGCUCUUGCAAAAAAAAUGGAGGAUGAGACCACAUAUGUGCUCAAGAUUGCGCCUCAGUAUCACCGCGACUUGAUCGGACAGAAGGGAAGCCAAGUCAAUCGCCUACAAGAACGGUACAAUGUCCGUGUGCAGUUUCCCAGGGCAGCUUCUUUGGACGAAUCUGUCAAUGAUGCCGCAAGCGAGGCCGGCAGCGUGCGCAACACCCGUUCCAACCAGGCACCUGAUGAGGUCGUUAUCCGAGGACCUCGUAAAGGCGCAGACGGUGCCAGAGAAGAGAUUCUUAGCCUGUACCAGUGGGUUGCCGACCACUCUUACACUAGUUCAGUAUCAGUUUCCCAGAGUCAGAUUCCUUCAUUAAUCGGGCAGCGUGGUCGUGAGAUGGACAAACUUCGCACGGAGACUGGUGCACAAAUCGAUGUUCCUUCAGUGAAUGACGUUGCGGAUGCUUCUGGACGAGUCGAAAUUAAACUCAAAGGCACCAAGAAGCAGGUGGAGGAUGCCCGUAAGCUUCUCUUGCAACGAGCCAAGGAGUUUGACGAAACGGUGACAAAAGCGAUUGAUGUUGACAAGAAGCAUCAUAAAUCACUUAUCGGUGGCGGUGGUGCGAACAUCCGUAAGAUUGUCGUUGAAUGUGGUGGGCCAGACGACGGAACUGCGGCUCGAAUAGUUAGAUUUCCACGCCCUGAGAGCGAUGAUUCGAGCAUACGCUUAGAAGGCAAGGAAGUCAUUGUGGACAAGAUCAUUGCCGCCAUUCAAGAGUUUGUUCGUCAAAAAGAAGAUGAAGUCGUCAGUUCCAUUGACGUUCCCCAAUCCCAACAUCGGCAUCUCAUCGGGCGUGGUGGAGAUACCAGACGUCAAUUGGAAACCCAGUUCAACGUCGUACUGGAUGUACCCAAACAGGGAUCCAAUCGCACUGACGUCAAAAUUAGAGGUCCUUCCAGCUUUGUAGAAAAUGCGAAGACCCAUAUAUUAGCCAUGCUGAAGGAGCAGCAAGGCGAAACCGUGAACGUGCCUCGAAGUCUCCACCAUGCCAUCUCAGAAAAUGGCUCAUUCUUCCGGCGGUUGCGAAAUGACCACCAGGUUACGGUUGAUCACGCUGGAGAGCAAAUACCUCCACGGCCGAGCCCGACAAAAUCUCGGGAUGCCGACGACGUUGGCUCGCUGCCGCUCAUCACUGAUGAUCCGGCAGCUGCGACUGACGCUUUCUCCUGGAAGGUUGUUGAUUCCAGCAACGAUAACGUGCCUGCAGGCACGAUCCCUUGGGUGCUUUCUGGGAAGCCAGAAAACGUUGCAAAAGCACGAGCUCUCUUGGAGAAAGCGAUCCUGACGGCUUCCCAACCCUCGGCCACCGGAUAUUUGAUCCUUCCCGAUCCCAGGACUUACCGCUUCGUCAUCGGACCUAAUGGCAGCCAGAUCAACGCCAUCCGGAAGCGUACCAACUGUAAAAUCAACGUCCCUAAGGAUCAGGCGAGAGACGAAGCCAUAGAGAUCAAGGGCUCAAAGGAGAGCCUGGAGCUUGCGAAAGAUAUGAUUUUGGAUGCCGUCAAGGUAGGGACUAGUGGAAAUGGAAGGGCGUGAUCACCCUCCCUUGUUACCUCAUAUCCCACGUCUGGCAGUUGGAAUACAAUAUACGCCCAUGUAUAAAUGCGACACCAGAGACGUUUAAGAGAAAUUUAUAUGUGAAAAGCUUCAUGGAUUGGCUUGGAAAAGUGCGGGAUGCGAAUUUUGCGCUUUUCUGACAUAUAUAUAUAUAAUACCAGUUUGUAUGUAACUAUUGUACUUUAGAGCGUUAAUGCAAAAGAGCGACAGCUUUGGGAGUAGCCCA